Phacochoerus africanus (Common warthog) is the source of this 2238-nucleotide messenger RNA. RefSeq names its product growth factor receptor bound protein 7 (gene GRB7). Bases 249 to 1844 code for a protein of 531 amino acids. NCBI's taxonomy places the organism in Eukaryota, Metazoa, Chordata, Mammalia, Artiodactyla, Suidae. The transcript has 15 exons. Gene Ontology annotation, biological process: signal transduction. The record is from RefSeq and is a predicted model, not a curated record.
AAUUUGUUUCCCUGGGCAAGGUGCCUGGACAACAGGGCUCAGCCUUCCCCCUCCUUCUGUGUCCAAAGUCAGGACACCCUCCUACCACCUGUAGAAUAGAGGGAGCCGAUUUGAAAUCAAGUCCAGGUACCUGAGGUUCCUAGACAGAGCCGGACUUCAGCCCCUGUGUCCUGCGACUCCUGCUGGGGCUCUUCCAGGACAAGGGCACAGGAGCCGCUGCAUCAGCCCUUUCUUCUCCCUCAGAUGUCAUGGAGCUGGGUCUGUCUCCGUCUCAUCUCAGCAGCUCCCCGGAGGACCUGUACCCCGCCCCUGGGACCCCUCCUGGGACGCCCCCAUCUCCCGAUGUCCCUCUGUCUGGGGAGGUAAAGAGGUCCCAGCCUCUGCCCAUUCCGACCAGCAGGAAACUUCGAGAGGAGGAGCUGCGGUCAACCUCUCUACCCGCCAUCCCCAACCCCUUCCCCGAGCUCUGCAGCCCUCCUUCACAGACCCCCAUCCUUGGGGGGCCCUCCAGUGCAAGGGGGCUGCUCCCUCGAGACGUCAGCCGCCCCCACGUUAUAAAGGUGUACAGUGAAGACGGGGCCUGCCGCUCGGUGGAGGUGGCGGCGGGCGCCACGGCUCGCUACGUGUGCGAGAUGCUCGUGCAGCGGUCUCAUGCCCUGAGCGACGAGAACUGGGGGCUGGUGGAGUGCCACCCCCACCUAGCACUGGAGCGGGGCUUGGAGGACCAUGAGUCAGUGGUGGAAGUGCAGGCUGCCUGGCCCAUUGGCGGAGACAGCCGCUUUGUCUUCAGGAAAAACUUCGCCAAGUAUGAACUGUUCAAGAAUGCCCCACACUCCCUGUUCCCAGAGAAGAUGGUCUCCAGCUGUCUGGACGCCCACACGGGCUUGUCCCACGAAGACCUCAUCCAGAAUUUCCUGAAUGCAGGCAGUUUCCCAGAGAUCCAGGGCUUCCUGCAGCUACGGGGCUCAGGACGCAAGCUCUGGAAACGCUUCUUCUGCUUCCUACGCCGGUCUGGCCUCUAUUACUCCACCAAGGGCACCUCCAAGGAUCCGAGGCACCUGCAGUAUGUGGCCGAUGUGAACGAGUCCAAUGUGUACAUGGUGACCCAGGGCCGCAAGCUGUAUGGGAUGCCCACGGACUUCGGCUUCUGCAUCAAGCCAAACAAGCUUCGAAAUGGCCACAAGGGCCUUCGCAUCUUCUGCAGCGAGGACGAGCAGAGCCGUACCUGCUGGUUAGCUGCCUUCCGCCUCUUCAAGUAUGGGGUGCAGCUGUAUAAGAAUUACCAGCAGGCACAGUCCCGCCACCUGCGCCCAUCCUGUGCAGGUUCCCCACCCUUGAGGAGCGUCUCGGACAACACGCUGGUGGCCAUGGACUUCUCCGGCCACGCUGGUCGUGUCAUCGAGAACCCCCGGGAGGCUCUGAGUGCCGCCCUGGAGGAGGCCCAGGCCUGGAGGAAGAAGACGAACCACCGCCUCAGCCUGCCCACCCCAUCCUCAGGCACGAGCCUCAGUGCAGCCAUCCACCGCACCCAGCCUUGGUUCCACGGACGCAUUUCCCGCGAGGAGAGCCAGCGGCUCAUCGGGCAGCAGGGCCUGGUAGAUGGCCUGUUCCUGGUCCGAGAGAGUCAGCGGAACCCACAGGGCUUUGUCCUCUCUCUGUGCCACGUGCAGAAAGUCAAGCAUUACCUUAUCCUGCCAAGCGAGGAGGAGGGUCGCCUUUACUUCAGCAUGGACGAUGGCCAGACUCGCUUCACCGACCUGCUGCAGCUCGUGGAGUUCCACCAGCUGAACCGCGGCAUCCUGCCCUGCUUGCUGCGCCACUGCUGCACCCGUGUAGCCCUCUGAGCGCCAGGCAGGCGGGCCCGCACCUCAGCCACUCCAGGCCACCCGCCGCCGCCCCUCCGCAUGUGGGAUGGACCCGGAGCAUGAAGAAGGCAGGGACAGGAUCACGGUGAAGACCUAGGACCUGGGUGUUCUCUGCUCCUUGCCUCUUUCAGGCCGAAGUGCCCCCCCGCCCCCCGCCCCUCGCCUCAUCCCCCCUCGCCUUCUCCUUAAGGGAGGGCCCUGGGGCGGCCCUCUCCCCUUCACGGAGCUCCCGGGCACCACUCUGGGGUAGGGCAUUAUGGGAGAGAUGGGGGCAGCUCAGGUGGUCUUUAGGCCCCACACUUUGUACAGACCGAGAGGCCAGUUGAUCUUCUCUGUUUUAUACCAGUGACAAUAAAGAUUAUUUUUUGGUACA